Ogataea haglerorum is the source of this 222-nucleotide messenger RNA. RefSeq lists its product as uncharacterized. The transcript has a single exon. The record is from RefSeq and is a predicted model, not a curated record. Lineage: Eukaryota; Fungi; Ascomycota; Pichiomycetes; Pichiales; Pichiaceae. Gene Ontology annotation, biological process: protein histidyl modification to diphthamide. Bases 1 to 222 code for a protein of 73 amino acids. Gene Ontology annotation, molecular function: metal ion binding.
AUGUCCGAGACGAUUACUGUCUACGACCAGAUCGAAAUAGAGGACUUCGUGUUCGACCCCACACAGCGGAUCUUCACAUACCCCUGUCCCUGCGGCGACCGUUUCCAGAUCGGUCUCGACGACAUGCUCGACGGCGAGGACAUCGCUGUGUGUCCGUCCUGUUCGCUCAUGGUCAAGAUCAUCUUUGACGAGGACGACCUCGCGGAGUACGUCGACAGCUAG